AUGUAGAAAGAUAAUAAAAUCGCAAUCGUUGGAAGCGGCCCUGUAGGAUCAGCAUUAUCAAUCCUAUUGGCCAGAGAGGGUUACUAGGUUGAAAUCUAUGAAAAAAGAAUUGACCCUACUUUAGGUUCAACACCAGCUGGAAGAUCUGUUAAUCUAGCUCUUACUAAGAGAGCUAUUAAGGCACUAGAUAUGAUUGGAGCAAGGGAAAGAGUACUCUCUCACGCGAUUCCCAUGUACGGUAGAACAUCUCAUAAUAAUAAUGCUACUCACUAUCAUAACUAUGGCAGAGAGAAUGACUGCAAUUACUCAAUAAGCAGGCACCUACUGAACAAUCUUCUUAUUCAAGCAGCUAAAGAUGAACCAGGAGUUACUGUACUCUUCAAUUAGAAUCUUUUGACAUUUGAUAUUGAUAAAACUACUUUAACAUUUGCCACUGCUGAAGGUCAAUCAGUUACUAGAGAUUUCUAAAUGGUUUUUGCAGCUGAUGGAGCCUUCUCCGCUAUCAGAAAGAGAUUCAUUACUAUGCAAGAUUUCAACUACUCUCAAGAAUAUUCUGACUAUGGUUAUCUUGAGUUUGAGAUCCCAGCCAACUAAGAUGGAGGGUUUGUCUAUCAUACUAAUUCAUUCCACUUGUGGCCUAGAUUUAGAUCAGUCAUGCUUGCAAUGGCUAACACUGAUGGAUCAUUUACAGGCAACUUGUUCCUUCCAUUAAAAGGGCCAGAUUCAUUCGAAUCAUUAGCUAAAGAAUAAGAUUUUGUUGAUUUCAUGUAUCGUCAGUUCCCAGAUGCUGCCCCCUUAAUGCCUGGUAUGCUUGACACUAUCAGAAAUGGACCAAGAGGAAGACUUUGUGAUAUCAAAUGCUAUCCAUGGGUAGUAUAAAACUUUGUCUUAAUUGGAGAUGCAGCGCAUGCUAUUUUCCCAUUUUACGGAUAAGGUCUCAAUGCUGGACUUGAGGAUUGCACUACUUUGAUAUAGUUAAUAAGAGAACAUAAUGGAGACUGGCCUACAAUUACAAGCAAAUAUUAAAUUUCAAGAAAGAUUAAUACUGAUGCUAUAAGUGAUCUAUCAAAGUAAAACUUUGUUGAACUAAGAGAUAAGAUGGCAGACCCUGAGUUUUUAAUGAAAAAGUUCAUUAUCAGUUACCUCUCAGAUCAUUACAAUGAUAUUUACACGUCACAGUACUCUAUGAUUUCAUUUAGUCACACCUAAUAUCAUUUAGCAAAUGCUUUUGGAAAAGUUGAAGACUAAAUCAUUAAAGAGAUCAAGUAAUUACCAGAUUAUAAAGAAAAAGUUAGCUCUAAGAAUAGAUAUCCAGAAAUUGAAGAAAUACUUAAGAAAUAUUAAGGCUUAUAUGAGCUACCCUCUCAUUAACUAGACAGUAGAGCAUCUCAAGAAUAGAUUUUACUCCCUAAUGUUGGAAUAUUUGAAGUCCAUGCACCUAUUUUGUGCAGUAGAGAUUUAUACUUUGAAGGAAACGAGAGGAAUUUAGGUUUUAAUUGCUAUGAUAGUGGUUUAGCCAAGAAAGUUAGUCCAUAUCAAUAUGAUUCAGUCCAAGUUGAGCAGUUGACACUCUGUGCUCACCUUCAUAUGACUCACGCUGAAACUGAAUGCCAUAUAAAAAUCUAAGAUGGUUUAAAUAUCAUUGAGAAAUAAAAGAAGUUUAACAGUCGCUAACUUGCCCUUGCUCUUGAAGUAAGACCCUUAGAGGGUCAACUAGAAGUGAGCUUGGAUUUAUUAAUGAGUGCUUACAACAUUUCAAUAACAUAGAUCAACUCAUAGUCUCUCAGAAACUAAAACGACAAAUUUAAAAUGGUAAUAAUUAAAUUCUUGUAUGAUGAGAAUCUUGAUGAAAACAAUAAAAAUAUCACAAAUUUCCCUUACUUAUCAUGUGAGAGUGUAAAGUUUUUGAGAGAGAAAGGAUUUAAUGUAAUCUCAAUCAACACUCCAUCCUUUGACAUGGAAACAACAAAAGAAAUGGAAAAUCAUCAUUUGUUUUUCGAUGGAGCUAAUGAUAAACUCCUAAUUGAGUUGAUAGAUUCUUCAUAAGUACUUCCAGGCCCAUAUGUCGCAGACAUUGGUAUCUAUCCUUUGGACUCAGAUGCUGCCCCAUGCAUUCUAAAGCUUUAGAGAAUAUCAAAUGCUUAUGUUUAAUGA
Messenger RNA from Stylonychia lemnae, 2154 nucleotides. The record is from the annotation of a GenBank genome assembly. Lineage: Eukaryota; Ciliophora; Spirotrichea; Sporadotrichida; Oxytrichidae.